GGAUGGCUCCCUCCCAUAGUCCAACCCCCGCCCUCCCUGCUGCAGCCUCAACCCACACUCAGGAAUGAAGCGGCCGCUGAGCCCAUCUCCCCCUGCUGAGAAGGAGCUCCCCAUAUCUGGAGCUGCUGAGGGCCCCCCUCAGCCCCCAGAGCCGCCCAAGCCCAAGCGCGAGAGGAAACGGCCCUCCUACACGCUCUGCGACGUCUGCAACGUGCAGCUGAACUCGGCGGCCCAGGCCCAGGUGCACUGCGAGGGGCGGGCCCACCAGAGGCGGCUGCGGCAGCUCAGCCUGGGAAAGGCCCCUGCAGGGCCAGCAGGCACGGCAUCCAGUGCCCCCAGCCCCCUGCUGGCCUCCCUGCCCCUGCCCGCCAGGCCUCUGCAGCCCCCGCUGGACUUCAAGCACUUGCUCACCUUCCACUUCAAUGGCGCUGCCCCGCUCAGUCUCUUCCCCAACUUCAGCACGAUGGACCCGGUCCAGAAAGCUGUCAUCAGCCACACCUUUGGGGUCCCCUCCCCUCUGAAGAAGAAGCUCUUCAUUUCCUGUAACAUCUGUCACCUGAGGUUCAACUCAGCGAACCAGGCCGAAGCACAUUAUAAAGGCCACAAACAUGCCCGAAAACUCAAGGCUAUCGAAGCCGCCAAGAGCAAGCAGAGGCCCCAAAGCCUGGCCCCGGACAGGACACUGGUGUCCCUGACUCCGACUGUGGCCAGUGGAGCCCCGGAAGAGCCUCAGAGCAAAGCAGUUCCUGCAGACCCUCCUCCUGGCUCCCCACUCCAGCCACCACUGACUCCAGACUCGACGCCCAGGGAGCCAGCCCACUCAGACCUCUUGGAUGCUGCCUCCUCCUCCUCCUCUUCUUCUUCUUCCUGCCCACCCUGCUCCCCAGAGCCUGAGACAGAGGCGCCAGGGCCUGAGCCAGUGGCUGCUGCUGUGGGAAGCGGUACGAGUGGGGAAGGCAGGAGUGAGAAGGGGCGCCUCUACUGCCCCACGUGUAAGGUGACAGUGAACUCCGCCUCCCAGCUUCAGGCUCACAACACAGGAGCCAAGCACCGGUGGAUGGUGGAAGGUCAGCGAGGGGCUCCCCGAAAGGGCCGGGGCCGCCCAGUGCCCCGGGGAGGAGCUGGACACAAGGCCAAGAGAGCGACUGGAAGCCGGGGGGGCCAGCAGGGGCCUAGCCCCCCUUUUCACUGUGCUGUCUGUCAGCUCCAGGUCAAUUCAGAGACCCAACUCAAGCAGCACCUGAGCAGCAGGAGGCACAAAGACCGCCUGGCCGGGAAGCCCCCCAAGCCCUCCAGCCAGCACAGCAAGCUGCAGAAGCAUGCAGCGCUGGCUGUGAGUAUCCUCAAGUCUAAACUGGCCUUGCAGAAGCAACUCACCAAGACGCUGGCAGCCCGCUUCCUGCCCAGCCCGAUCCCCACUGCAGCCACGGCCAUCUGUGCCCUGCCAGGGCCCCUGGCCCUCCGGCCUGCCCCAACCACAACCACCACCCUCUUCCCAGCUCCGAUCCUGGGCCCAGCUCUGUUCCGCACCCCAGCAGGAGCUGUCCGCCCUGCCACAGGACCUAUCCUCUUUGCCCCUUAUUAGCCCUCCUAGGGAGGCCGGGAUUGACUUCUCAGCAGUCCCUCUCCCCACCCUCUUCUCCCCAAGAUGCCUCAGUUCCUACAGCCCACAGGUGAUGUUCUUGAAGCCUAGGGGCUCCUGACCAAUCCAGGAAGAGCUGGGCUA
Molossus molossus (Pallas's mastiff bat) is the source of this 1726-nucleotide messenger RNA. It is a transcript of the gene ZNF385C, whose product is annotated as zinc finger protein 385C. The transcript is spliced from 9 exons. Lineage: Eukaryota; Metazoa; Chordata; Mammalia; Chiroptera; Molossidae. Bases 65 to 1585 code for a protein of 506 amino acids. The record is from RefSeq and is a predicted model, not a curated record. Gene Ontology annotation, cellular component: nucleus. Gene Ontology annotation, molecular function: zinc ion binding; nucleic acid binding.